CGUCAACACGCAGACCGGUGUUCGUUUUCCGCGCCGCGCUACUGUUGCUCAGGAGCCGACAUGGAGCAAGCGAGCACCAGCGACAGUAAAGCUGAAGAGCAGCCCGCAGAUGAGGGGGUGGAGGCGGACCGGUCCAUGUCACGGUCCGACAGCGGCAGCGGAGACGAUUCCUUGGACGGCCUCCAGCACCACGUCGCCGCCCGCUGCCCUCUGACCCCGUCUCUGUCGCCACGGAAGCGGACCACGAGCCAGUCAAAGACGGAGCCGCCGCUGCUGAGGACCAACAAGCGCACCAUCUACACCGCGGGACGGCCGCCGUGGUACAACGUCACCGGGACAACCUUCAAAGAGGCCUUCGUUAUCGGUUUGUGUGGAGGAAGUGCGUCCGGUAAAACCACGGUCGCCAAUAAGAUCAUCGAAGCGCUGGACGUCCCCUGGGUGGUUCUGCUGUCGAUGGACUCUUUCUACAAGGUGUUGAAUAAAGAGGAGCAGGAGCUGGCAGCGAAGAACGAGUAUAACUUCGACCACCCCGACGCCUUUGACUUUGAGCUGCUCGUCACCGUCCUGCGCAAACUGAAGAAGGGGAAAAGCAUCAAAGUGCCCGUGUACGACUUCACGUCUCACUGCAGACGCAAAGAAUGGAAAACGGUGUACGGCGCCAAUGUCGUCAUCUUUGAGGGAAUCCUGGCCUUUGCCAACAAGGAGCUUCUGAAGCUCCUGGACAUGAAGGUGUUUGUGGACACAGACUCGGACAUCCGCCUGAUACGGAGGCUGAAGAGGGACAUUUCCCAUCGUGGGCGGGACAUCAGCGGCAUCAUCAAACAGUACAAUAAGUUUGUGAAGCCGGCGUUUGAGCAGUACAUCGAGCCCACGGUGCAGGUCGCUGACAUCGUGGUGCCCAGAGGUGGAGAGAACUUUGUAGCGCUGGAUUUGAUUGUGCAGCAUGUUCACAGUCAGCUGGAGAAGAGGAAGCUGCGCUGGGACAUAUCAGCUCUGGCCUCGGCUCAUCAGGGUCAGCCUUUACCCACAACCCUCAGCGUGAUGGAGAGCACACCACAGGUGCGCGGUAUGCACACAAUCAUCAGGAACAAGGAGACAAACCGGGACGAGUUCAUCUUCUACUCCAAGAGAUUAAUGAGGCUUUUGAUCGAACAUGCCCUCUCCUUCCUUCCUCUCAAGCCCGUGUCUGUGGAGACGCCACAGGGCGGAGUCUAUGACGGCAAGAGGCUGGGCGGUCAACAAAUCACUGGCGUGUCCAUUCUCAGAGCAGGAGAGACCAUGGAACAGGCUCUGAGAGCCGUGUGCAAAGACAUCAGACUGGGAAAGAUCCUGAUCCAGACCAACCACGAUACUGGAGAACCUGAGCUUCACUACCUCCGUUUGCCCAAAGACAUCAGCGAGGAUUACGUCAUCCUGAUGGACAGCACCGUGUCCACGGGAGCGGCCGCUCUCAUGGCCGUCAGAGUCCUGCUCGACCACGACGUCGCUGAGGACAAGAUCUUUGUGCUGUCGCUGCUGAUGGCGGAGAUGGGCGUGCACUCGGUGGCCUACGCGUUCCCUAAAGUCCGCAUCAUCACCACCGCCGUGGACAAGGAGGUCAACGAGCAGUUCCACAUCAUUCCAGGCAUCGGUAACUUUGGAGACCGUUACUUUGGCACAGACGCUCCGUCAGACUGGUGUGAAAGUGACGAGGGGAUGGACUUCUGAAGUGACGGCCAAUCGCGGACGAGGGGGAGGGGUGUGUUCCACGAAAGCACUUGAAUCAUUAGAACAAUGAUGGGAUGUUCUACAGUGAGGAGAUCAGAGGUCAGCAAGGAGAACAGAGGUCAGCGAGCUGAAGCCUUGUGGACGUUUCCACACGUCCUCGUUUCUGUUUUACAAGCAAACGGCUUCUCGACGUCAGUCUGAAAAAGGCUUUUCCCGCCUCAUUUUAAGCUUGAAUUUUUAACCACAGUAAUGUGUUUUACAACUAAACAGGAUUUCUGCUCGAGCCACGUGACACUUUUGAGGCGUUUGAGACACUUUUCCUCUCGCGUCGCGCUCCCGUAGGUUUUUUUUUUUUUUUUCUUGUGGUGGCGUCUUCGACUGUUGGACCAAAACGAUGCGACGACCAUUGACCGUCUUUCAAAAUCUCUUAAUCCUCACUCGUAGGAACAGAUUUUGUCAUUAAAAAAUAAAACACUUUUUUGGGUUUAAGUCAGGAUUUAAGUCAGACAUCGUCAAUAAAUCGGAAUCUAACAAAUAAUUUGCACAAAGACAAUGCUCUUCCGUCUUGAAACAAAUCUCUGGCAUGUUUGUAGCUGCUACGGAGUUUAACGUUCAAUUUCUUUGCAUCAUAAAAAGCUCUUAGUCAGAAUUACUAGUGUAGUUAUAGCUUUGUUUUCUCAGGCAACUUUCUCUGAAACACUUGAACAAGAGGAGGCGUCAAAAUUGAGGCAACGCCCCCUGUCUGUGCAUGGCGUUAAUUGAAAUCGUUUAGGAUUCAGUAGUAUUUCUAACACUUCCUGUGGAGACUUACACAGGGCUGUGUGUUUUUAAAAGUGAGGUUUGUGUGAAGUAUUUAUGGAAAAGCCAUUGUGUUGCAUUCAGGCAAACAGAAUCCAUGUUGACUUGAAUCUACGGUAUUUUAAGAACGCGUUCACUGCUGUACCAAACCAGCUCCUGUGAUCCCAUGAGCUAAAAUCGUUGAUUUUCUCUAUGGAGUCUGGUGCACAGUUUACAUUCGACACAAACUUAGUUUUUUUCCCCCAAUAGGAAAUUAACACCAAGAUAAAGUAGCAUAAAUAUAUUCUUUAAAUAGAUUACACCUAAGUUGGUGUACAUUUUACAUGAGCCUUAAGUUAAAAGGGUAGUUCUGGGGUUUUCUUUUCAAGUAUCAUUGACAUAUAAUCAACAACGAUGUUGCCAUUUCUGUAAAGACAUGGACACUCAUCGUCAACAUGGCUGCCAACAAGGAAAAGCCACUUAAAACAAGGUUUACACACACUCGCACACACACGCACACUAAACUCCAUAGAGAAAAUCAGUGUUUUUAGCCCACAGCGACACAGGAGCUGCUGGUCUACUGCUGGCUCUUGGGCCUUGUGUGGUCAGUUUGUGUCGCCACAGUGAAUCUGAACAAAGGUUUUCUGACACUGAACUGGUUCAGUUAAGUUCAAACGGACGCGUUAGAACUUAACUGACGAAGGCAGCGGUGGGUCAACGACUCAUGCGUCCCUGUGACGUAAAAUCGCUGUUUUCUCUAUGGGGUUUGGUGUGGGAGGGUCACUGCAGCAACGUUACAGUCAAAUACAGAUGUGUUCAUGUUUGACGUUUAGUUAAGUGGAAUAUUAAACAUUAAUAAUCCCAUUUUAUAUAUAUUUUUAGCUGCAGUCUUAUAAUCAUAUGUACUUACAUUAUACUGUAUAAACAGUAUAUAAAUACUAAAAAGGGGCGAUUUGAAGUCACAUAGUGUAAACGAUGACCAACGCUGCUGCGUCACACUGCCUGUUAAAAAACCCCGAUGCUUCACAGUUGUCAUAGCAACCACAAAAAAAUAAAUUUUAAUGAGAGAGACUGAUCCAUGAAGGAGUGUAUAACCAAACCUUGUUUAUUUUUUUAUUUCUAUUGUUUUCUUUUGUAAUUUAUUACAUUGUUUGCAGAUAUUCUGCAUCUUGACAAUUUCCUUGAAAUGACAUCGCCAAAAUAACUAAAUUUUUAGUCCAUUUCAUGUGUUUUUAAUACUGAGAUGCAUUUACCGUCAGUUUUUACACCAGGUUUAUUAAAACUGCGUUGGACUGCCAUCGGCCACGAGUCAUCGAUGUCGGCUGCGUUCAAUUCAGUUAUUCUCAACGCCAUCACUCUUCUCAGUUGUUACACUUUUCCUCGUUACUGCUGCUGCUGCUGCUGAUGAGCUGACGGUCAAAACAAAAACAGCUUCAAACAUGUGUGUAAAUUACUUGAAAUAAAAAUGUCAAUAGUACUGUAUGUCGCAACACCUCGCUCUUUUCUUUUUUUUCAAAUAUGUGGAUUGCAGGUGUUUACCUCACGACAAAGAGACUGAUAUUAAAGUUAUUGUUCCAAA
Messenger RNA from Solea solea (common sole), 4063 nucleotides. Its product is annotated as uridine-cytidine kinase-like 1. Gene Ontology annotation, cellular component: cytoplasm. Gene Ontology annotation, molecular function: ATP binding; kinase activity. Bases 61 to 1707 code for a protein of 548 amino acids. Lineage: Eukaryota; Metazoa; Chordata; Actinopteri; Pleuronectiformes; Soleidae. The transcript is spliced from 15 exons. The record is from RefSeq and is a predicted model, not a curated record.